This is a messenger RNA of Contarinia nasturtii (swede midge), 5224 nucleotides long. RefSeq names its product putative epidermal cell surface receptor (gene sas). Bases 1145 to 5086 code for a protein of 1313 amino acids. Lineage: Eukaryota; Metazoa; Arthropoda; Insecta; Diptera; Cecidomyiidae. The transcript has 12 exons. Gene Ontology annotation, molecular function: protein binding. The record is from RefSeq and is a predicted model, not a curated record.
UAUUUAGAGGUAGUUGUACACAUUACUUGUGUGUUUUGUUAGUUGUUUUGUGCUGCCGUGUAUAUAUCGCCUCUUACUAACCAUUUACACUUGGACAUCUCAAAUUGGAAUAUCGUGUGCAAUACAUGAUACAAUCAACAAUUGUGGAUUUUCCUUUGACCUUCAGGCGUAUUGUAUGUGUUGAGAUUGGUCAAUCGACCUGAUUUCAAUUUCGAAUCGACCAAGUGUAAAAUUCAAUAAAGAAAGAAGUUUUAGUGAAAGUGGACCAUCGAUAAUUGAGUAAAUGAAUGAGGCGCAACACUGCAUAAUUUCAUUCACGGCUGGUCAUUCGAUGGAUUUAAUUUUAUAAAUUGUGCAAUGAAAAGAAGCCUAACGAAAACGUGUGACCAAAUUAACUCGUGACGAAUGUGUGAAUUGAGAGACUCAACGAGCAUGCAAAUGAAUGCAUCAUAAAAAUGAAAUAGGCUUUUUUUUUAUUUAAAGCGAAUCGACGCAUAAGAACAUUCGUAAAUAUUAAAUGACAACAAUAGUAAAAUUAGAAUAGUGUUUAAAAUAUAGUGCGGUAACAAUAGUGAAUAGAAAAUUGAUUUGUGGAUCGUGAAAAGAAGAUUUUCUUUUCAAAACGGUACGGUCAAUAAAAUAAAAUCGAUUUUACGUGAAGAAUUCAAUUUUAUUCGAUUUUUUUUUCGUUCGCUUAAUAUUGUUAAAGUUUCACAACGUUUUGGAUCAUUUGUGUGAUAAUUAUUUGGACCGUUCGGAGAGAAACUUCUUACAAUUAUCAACGCAUAUCAAUGAAUGUAGAACGAAAAUUCGGUGCAACUUUGCGUUGAAAAUGAGUACGAAACAGCAAAAACAUCAAUAACAAAUUAUGAAAAUAAAGAGAAAACGUAAAAAAAAAUUAAAAUAAAAUGUGUGAUAUGUAUUGGUGUGAUGAUUUUUUAGUGUGAGUGCAGAACAAGUUUGCCGAGUGAGAGCAAAAGAGAGAGAGAGCGAGAGAAAAUUAUACAGAAAAAAAGAAACCAAAACAUAUAGAGAACAAAACGACAAACAAAUCACACGAAAUUGGAAUAUCAAGAUCAUAAUAAUAAUAAUCGUGCAAAAAAAAGAGUGUUUUGCGUCAGUAUAAGUGUCAGUCAGUGUAUGUAUGUGUGUGUAUAUAAAAAAUUCAAUCAAAAUGUGUAGAAAAAGUGCGGCGGUUUUGAUUUAUUUCGGAUUACUUUUGUUUGGCGUUGUAGUCGGCGAUAUUGAGCCACAGCUAGAUAAUAAUGCAGAUAUCAUACAAACUAAAGAAACAAGUACGACCAAUUCAAUAAAAGUGACGACCGAAAGUUUGGAGCUAUUGUCAACACCAGAAAAGCUGUCAGAUCAAAAUGAUGAAGAGGAAAGUAGUACAAUUGCACAAAUGGCAAAAUUAAGAUCAACAAUUGCGCCAACAACAGCGCCACAGCUACAGUCAACAACGGAAAAGUCAACAACGAUCGUAACAACAGAAGAUGUCAACGAAGACGAGGAAGAAGGAAGUACGGUUACUGUGUUUGCCAAAACUGAAAUGCCGAUUGGUGAACAGAGCAAUGAUUCACCUACUAGCAACGAUGAUAGCAAAGAUGAAACAACCAUUAAAAACACAAAUGCAGAGCGUGUAACGGCGAAUGAUGUAACAACGGUGACAACAGAACCCGUUACUGUACCACAAGCAAAGUCGGAAUUUGUUAGUAGCUCAACCACGGCAAGCAUUACAAAACCAAAUGAACGAACACGAAUUGUAUCAAAAGAUGAUAUUGAAUCAAUUCGAGGACGUGCAUUGAAUUUAAGUGGUGUUGAACACAGGCAGCCAGCAUCCGGUGUAAUUUAUGUAACUGCGCCUCCGACCCAAUCGAUGCCAAAGUCUUUGAAAACAUUCAGCGACGAUCUAAGUGAUGUCAGCAUGGAUAAUGAUGGCAUGGAAGUUCACAGCAGUGAACACAUUGCACCAACUCAAACGGCCACAUUGACUCAUGAACCGGAAUGUCUAUCAAAGGAUGGAUGCAAUAAUGCUGAAGAUAAAGUUUCUCCAUCACUUUUCCAUGAAUCAGGUUCAAUGGAAACAGUAUCAGCUGCUGUCGAACAAGAUUCAUCCGAAGUUCCGACAAAAAAGAUUUUAGAACAAGCGAUGCAUGGAAAAUCACCACCAGCGAUCGUUCAAAACAAUGAUUAUUGCAUGUUUAAAGGUAAAAAAUAUGCCAUACAUGAACAAAUCGAAGAUGGGUGUGAACAAAUCUGUAGAUGUGUUGCAUCGACGGUAAGUGUUGAAUGUGAACCGCGUUGUCCAAAAAUGAAUCACACAACAGCAACCCAUGAUCAAUGUGUAACCGUUCCCGAUCCAAAAGAUGUAUGUUGUCACAUCGAAUUGUGCGAUGUUACACUAAACGAUCAUGAACAAAUGGGGGCUAUAGCCAUUGUUCCAGCACCACCAUCGUUUGUUGAUGCAUCGAAACAUAAAAAAGAAAAUCGAACAAUGAUCGAAUAUAAAGAACGUGCAUCGAGUUCUGCCAGUUCAAUUCCGGCAAUGUCUUCAGCUGAUGACAAUGAUUCCGAUAAUAAUUUCGAUUGCGAGCACAAUGGCAACAAAUAUAAAAAAGGUCAACAAUUCAAUGAAGGUUGUGAUUCAUUGUGUAUUUGCAUGGCUGAGGGUGUGCAUUGCGAAAAAAUCGAAUGUCCUUCAACAUUUGGAUUGGAAAUCAUGGAUCCACACUGUUUGGAAUGGGCACCAGAACCAGCAACAUUUCGUGCUAUUGUGCCAAAAUGUUGCCCAGAGCGAAUGCGUUGCAUUGACAAUGGAACCUGUGAAUAUAAAGGACAGUAUUUCGAUAAUUGGAGUGAUAUACCAGCAAAUUUGACCGGAUGUGAGCAGCAUUGUUUCUGUGAACGUGGAAAAGUUGAGUGUCGACCAUCGUGUUCGGUGCCAGCCAAGCCACCAAAACACUUAAAAUGCAAUGAAAAACAAAUUCCAAAAGUUGUACCAAUUCCAGAUGAUGAAUGCUGUAAGCACUGGGCAUGUGUUGAUGCAACAAAUGACGAUUCUGCACCUUCAUCGCACAUAUCAUCAAAUAUAGAUAGCAUAUUCAUACAUAAAAAGCCAAUUGAAAAUGAAAACAAUGAUCACAAAGAAGAGAAUGGCAUACAUCCAUUAUAUCCGACAAGCAUUGGUCAGCCGAACAAAGGUGUUCAGGUGCCAGUGAAACCGACAAAAAAACCAACGAAAACUGACACCAAAUAUCCCGGUCCAAUCAUAUCACAAGCACCAACCAAACUAGAACCGCCAACAAAAUACGACAGCUUUGACAAUUACGAUGACGUUGAUGAGGAGGAUAAUGACAAAAAACCCAUUUCACCCGAACUUGGAAAUGGAUUCUUUAAUCCAUCAUUGACGAAACAUCAGUAUCCGGACUACGAUUUUAAUGGCGAUAGCUAUCAUCGUUUGCCACCAGAAACAAAACCACAGAAACCAAAUCAAUAUAAUCCAUUCAUCAUUCAGCACGGUGAUGGAAAACACGAAUUGAUUCUAGGUGGAAAUGGCCAGAAUCAUCAUUUAAAUAUUGAACAUAUUUUACAACAAAUUCAAGGUGGAAACGGCGGAUCUGGUAUUGAUGGUGGUCAAUCACAACCUCCAUAUGGCGUACACCAUCAGGCACCAAAUGGACUAUCCUAUCCAUUUGGUAUUGGACAACAUCCAUUGUCACAAAUUCCAAAUGAAUCGAACCAAAAAAUUCCCCUUCUACCAGCUGGAUUUGGACUUUCAACCGAUAUUCAAGUUAUUGCAUUAGAGGCAGUAAACGGUCGUACAGUUCGUGUUGUGUUUAAUGUUCCACAAAUUUACGUUGGAUUACACGGACGUGUUGAAAUUCGAUACACCAAAGGAAGAAACAAUGAUACAAAUAUGUGGCAACAACAGAUCUUUGCACCACCAGAAGAUUUAAUUGCAACGUCUCAAAUGGAAUUUGAGCUGGGAAAUCUUGAUUCAAAUUCAGAAUAUCACGUUAAAAUUGCAUUGAUGUUGCAUGAUAUCAAUGCACAGCCAACAAGUAAAGUGUAUCGCGUACAAACACCAGCCGAAGCUGUAAUAACACCACCGCCCCUCAUUGACACCUAUGAAACACAACAACCGGUUAUCGGCAGUGGUAAUAUGGCUGAUAUUUUGAAAAACAUUCAAGAUCCUGAACUUCGUGCUAACGAAGUGAAUUCGACAUGGAUUCGAUUGUCUUGGCGCAAACUAAACGAAGAGGAGCUAGUCUAUGUGGAUGGCAUUCAAUUACGUUACAAAGAAGUCGGUGGAAUUAUUUACGAUGCAACACCGUUGAUUCAUCGCACAAUAAAUACAUUUACAAUUGAAAAUUUGAAGCCAGAAACUGCAUAUGAAUUUGGUCUGUUUUUCAUUCCAUUCCCUGGCCAUGGCGCUGAACUACGAGCUGGUAAAAUGCAUCAAUUGCGCACGACACCAGUUGUUGAUGUUUAUGGAUUCGAUGUGACCGUGAAUGUGACCAAAAUCAAAAUGGGUAGCGUUGAAGUGCUCUGGAGUGGCGUUCCAUAUCCGGAAGAUAAAUAUGUUAAUAUUUAUCGUACGAUUGUUCAAAGCGACAGCGGAAAAGAGGAUUCCAGUGUUUUCAAAGUGGCGAAACAUGAUUCAACUACUGGCACUUUGAUAGCUGAUUUGAAACCAGGCAUUCGUUAUCAAUUAUGGCUUGAAAUGUAUCUUACCAAUGGCAAAAUUAAGAAGAGUAACGUCGUGGAUUUCACUACAAAGCCGGGCGUCUUGGGAAAAACUGGAAAACUUUCGUCGGAUGGCGAAUUGAAUCAGGCGGGCAUGACUGGUAACUAUUAUGGUCCUUUGGUUAUUGUUUCUGUGAUUGCAGCGAUAUCAUUGAUGUCGACGCUUGUGUUGCUAUUGAUAGUAACACGAAGACGUGGUCAAUCUGCCUCAAUCACACCACCGCGAAAGAAUGAUGUUUCAUAUGACAAUCCGAGCUACAAAGUCGAACUACAACAUCAAGAAACAAUGAGUAAGUUCGACAUCAUGGAAGAAAACAAUUUACAAAAUGGUACCAAUUAAAAACUGAUUCAAUUUGCAGACCUAUAGAAUGAACGAUAAUCAACGUAACCCAUUUGAGCUUAUUUGAAAACAGAGACAAAUAAAAUAAAUGGAACGAACGAAUGAAUAAAAGUAGUCAAUGCCAAAUCAACAAAAAAA